This is a messenger RNA of Caenorhabditis angaria, 297 nucleotides long. The record is from the annotation of a GenBank genome assembly. NCBI's taxonomy places the organism in Eukaryota, Metazoa, Nematoda, Chromadorea, Rhabditida, Rhabditidae.
AUGUUCAAUAAUUUUACCCAAGAAGAUGGUAAGGUUUUUCUAAAAUAUCUCAAUUUUUUUGAAACAAAUAUUUUUAGACGGUUCAAUUUGUCUUAUACUGGUCUCGAUUACAUUUUUUCUAGUUGCUUUUGCAUAUUUUUCAACAAAGUUGAUAUACAAACUUGCCAAUCAGAGGUUGUUUUACUGCAUAUUUCAAUUUAGAAGUUACCAUUUUGUUUUAGGUUUGCUCAACUUGUAGCCGAGCAAAAACUUAUUGAUGAUCAAAAUCGGGAACAUGAAAAUGAAAAAGAAGAAUAG